AUGGCAAAAGGGUUGUUAAAUUCUAUUCAUCUGAGAUUGCUGAAGAAAAAGAAGAGAAGUGGAAGGUUGCAAUCUGUGAUACAGGUGAACUCGAAAAUGUUUCUUCUCCAGUUUGAAGAUGAGGAGGGUAAACUAAAGGCGUUGAGUGAUGGUCCUAUGUUUUUUGAUAGAAGACCUCUAGUUCUGAAGGAAUGGCAGAGGAGAAUGAAAUUUGAGAUGGAGAUGAUCAAGUUUGCAGUGUGGAUUCAUUUUCCUAAACUUCCAUGGGAGUUUUGGAAUGCUACCAUGUUAGGUAGAUCGGCAAGCUUGUGUGGAAGACCUAUGUACACAGAUCAAUGUACGCAUGAUCAAUCUAGACUAGCUUAUGCUAGAGUUCUCGUAGAAAUGGAUGCUUUUGGGGAAUUUCCUCAAGAAGUAACUAUGGAGGAUGAGGAAGGAGAGCAGUUCAUUCAGAGUAUAGUCUAUGAGUGGAGACCUCCAGCCUGUGCUGAGUGUAAAACUAUAGGUCACAAUACUGCUGAAUGUAAAUUGAAGAAAGUUGUUCAGAAGAAAUGGGUUAAAAAAGAUAGUGGAGUGGAGAAUAUUAUGCAUGGGAAAGAGGGGGUAGCUGCAGUGGCAAAAGAAGCUGAGGUUAUUUUAGUUAACCAGUUCAGUGUACUGGAAGAGGUAACAAUUGAGGAAACUAAAAAACCUGAUGAUUCUGAGAAGAGUGAAGGUCAGAACAAUCAUACUAAGAAAGCUUCUGUGGUGAACAAAUUAAAAGGUAGAAUUGGUAGUGUUGUGCAAAGCCAGAGUGGAAGUAUUGGCAAAAUUAUUGAGAUAGGUGGAGGUUCCAAAAUUAGAAUAAUUGGUGAUAAGAGGGUUAAGAGAGUCAACAUAACCCCUGAAAGGGGCAAAUGA
Mercurialis annua (annual mercury) is the source of this 900-nucleotide messenger RNA. RefSeq lists its product as uncharacterized. The transcript is spliced from 2 exons. Bases 1 to 900 code for a protein of 299 amino acids. The record is from RefSeq and is a predicted model, not a curated record. Lineage: Eukaryota; Viridiplantae; Streptophyta; Magnoliopsida; Malpighiales; Euphorbiaceae.